CCCCUGCUCGAGCCGGAGCUCUCGUUGCUCAUUGGCUCUUUUCUACAGACGGCGGGAGAAACGACAGUUUAGCAGAAAGCGAUCAAAGCCGCUCGCUAGUUACAAGAGAUCGACACAUCAUGGGGGACAAUGAGGAAUCUACAGGUUCAGACAUCAUGGAGGACAACGAGGACACAGCAGCGGCAUUAAACGUCCAGUGCUCUCCCUCCAACUCCACCACAGAUGAGUGCGGCACUCAGGAUGACUAUUCUCUGUCUACUGUUGUACGGUCCCCAACCUGUGCCCGCUGCCGCAAUCAUGGCAUCACGGUCCCAUUAAAAGGCCACAAGAAUACCUGCCAGUUUCAGGGCUGCCAGUGCAACAAAUGUAUCCUUAUUCUGCAGAGGCGUCGUGUCAUGGCUGCCCAGGUGGCUCUGCGCAGACAGCAGGAGACGGAGUUGAGGAAGCAGCUGCAGCUUCGGAACAGCAGCCCACCAGAGUCCCUCCACUCGGCCAAGCCACUGAAAGGGGUCAAGCCAUGUAGGGGAGGGACAGGCAAGAAGGAGAAUGAAGAGCCCGCAAAAGACUCAGAGGAUGGACUCAGAGGGACUGCAGGACUUCUGAGACGCCAGAGGCGAAGAGCUGCCAGGAAAGAAAGUUCCUGGUUGCCGCUCCCUCACUGCCCUAAAGUGACAGAGCUGCCCUGGACCCUUGGAGGACGUCAGCCACCUCCUACUCCUUGGUUCCCACCUCCUCUUCCUAUGCCCCCUGCAUCCUUCUGCCAGUUCUUGCCUCAGGAACAUUCCUUUAAUCUUCAUUCUAUGGGAGGUUGUGAUUGCGGCGAAGCUUUGUAUAUGCCAGACAGUUACAUGGCAGCCCCGGGACCGAUGUUUCACCAGGCCCCUGGCACCUCCUGGUGUUUUCCUGCAUCGACUGACCUGCCCAGUCGCCUGGCCCUGAACCCCCUGAAUAGCAACAUGGAUGUGAGCAGACGUCCAAAGGUUGUCCCUUUGGGAGGACAGCCAACCUCCUCCGCCCACGUUUCUGUCUGGCCCACCAGAGGAUUCAUCUUUUCACCUCUGUCUGAGCAACAGCUCCAGAAAGAGGCUGCCGAAGCCCUGAUGGUGCUGAGAAAUGCCCCCCAGUCAGGUCCCAUCCUUGCCACUUCAGGUCUUCUGCCCCCAGCCAGCUCUGCGCCUGCUCUGAUGACGUCAUCAACGUUCUCUCGCUCCUCAGAGGUGGUUCACAGCCUUGGGGUGUCCAGUCCCUUCCAGCAGCAUCCCUCCUAUUUCAUGCCUCCAUAUGGCAUUCAUGCAGUAAAGGCCUCCCGGGACCUCACGUUGAAAGGGACCCAGAUGCCCCCAGAACCAGUUAGUGCUGCUCACGGAGAACAGGUCCCCGGGCCUCUCUUCCUUCCUCUUCUCCAUGGCAGUACUCUCCCCCAGCAGUACAAAAAUGUCCGCCUGUUCUCAAUUGCACCAUCCCGGGGUCCCCAGGUGGCCACUUCGCUAAUGGUCUCCAGCAUCCAAACGAUCAAACCCAGCCUAGGAGGCCCUGCCAGCAUCAGCCACCACCACCACCACCACCACCACUUUGCCCCAAACUUGGCAGCCUAUCACACACCUGCCAGCUCCGCAUCCAAGACCAUCUGCAUGCCACAAGCUAUCGAUGCUCGGUGGAGUUCAGAGGUCAAUGCUGAAAUCCCUGCCCCACCCAGCUCCACUCAUGGCAGUCCUCAGCUGCUGCCCUUCUGCGUCCCGCCAAUGGAUGUAUCUGUCACCCCAAUGCCCGUACCAACUAGCACCCCAUGCACCCCAACUGGGAUGGAAAUGCACAUGUUUCCCAGACUGUCACUACUGAACCCCACCCCCUCUCUCCUGAAUCCCACUCCCUACAUUCUCGCUCCGCAACCCUUCCCAGACACAUUUCCCUCCGGGCAGAAGUCACAAUGCCAUCAGCAGGAAAGUCAAGGAGGAACGUGUUCCAGCAAGGGGCAGGCAGGAGAAGAGAGUGACGGCAGCCACACGGUGUCUAGCAGCAAGGAUCCCAAAGGUUCUGCUGAAGCAGCGCCAGAUUUCCUUACAUCUAGGCAGGCAUGCAGCCAGACUGUUCAACAAGCCUCACCAAGCCAACAGCAGCCUCACCACCUCCAGCAGGCCAACACCUCUCCCUCUAUUUCCCUGAGCAUUGGCCAGAUGGGCUCCAUCUCUCUCCCUAGCUAGGCGACUGAUGGGGGAGGUCAGGGACCAGGGAGAGCUAGCCCCACAUCCACUGCCUGAAUAUAUAUGAAUACUUUCUGGGGAGAGGGCUUUUGAUGGGCAAGACCCCCUUAUCCAGGCCAAUGAUCUUUCUAUAGGGGAGAUGGCCCAUGGCCAGAGGCAUAGCUUCUGCAUAAGCUUCAUUCUGAUCCCCCACUGGGUUAUUUCAAUUACUGGUGGUUUUAUUGCCAGGAUCACUUAACACAUUCAAUUAAUUUUUAACUAGUUCAUGCCAGAUGAAAGCCAGAGUUUUGUGAAAGAGAUUUGAGUGUUGUAUUUUAAGUAGCAUAUUAGUUGGUUUCUGACAAACGAUGUAAGCAUUUAAGUGCCUUCUUGAAGAAACGGGAUAUUGUGAAUUUCUGCCACUUCUAAAUAAAUGACUCUACAAUGAUGAAUGAAGAUACCGUUUUAGGGCAAAUAAAGAAUUUUAUCCAUUUACAA
Molecule: messenger RNA, 2678 nt
Organism: Hemicordylus capensis (graceful crag lizard)
Lineage: Eukaryota; Metazoa; Chordata; Lepidosauria; Squamata; Cordylidae
Gene: DMRTC2
Product: DMRT like family C2
Exons: 9
Coding region: 120-2201 (693 amino acids)
Biological process (GO): regulation of transcription by RNA polymerase II; sex differentiation; germ cell development
Cellular component (GO): nucleus
Molecular function (GO): DNA-binding transcription factor activity, RNA polymerase II-specific; RNA polymerase II cis-regulatory region sequence-specific DNA binding
Source: RefSeq, a predicted model, not a curated record